Molecule: messenger RNA, 3178 nt
Organism: Topomyia yanbarensis
Lineage: Eukaryota; Metazoa; Arthropoda; Insecta; Diptera; Culicidae
Gene: rin
Product: ras GTPase-activating protein-binding protein 1
Exons: 6
Coding region: 423-2597 (724 amino acids)
Cellular component (GO): ribonucleoprotein complex; cytosol
Molecular function (GO): mRNA binding
Source: RefSeq, a predicted model, not a curated record
AGAACUCAAUAUAGCGCAUAAAAGAGUGGAGAAUAAAAAAUCGGGACUGUAGUUUCAUCCGCAUCUAUCCUUUUUCUUGAAGGAAAAUUCGGCCGAAAUCUUUUUAUUGCAACGUUAGAAGUUUGGUAAUUUCGGUGCUUUAUCUUCAAACAACAAAAAAGGUAUUGUUGGUGAGUGAAGUUCUUCUGUAUCUACCUACUGCAUUUUGGAAUCCAUUUCGCGACCACAAGGAAAGUGUGUUCGCAACCCGUCCACCGUGUGCCGUACUCGUAUAGAAAGAGUGAAAAGGUGAAGAAGGCGGUGCUGUCCCGGUUUUAUCUGCAACUAGAACAAAACUCGUAUCUUCUCAUCAAAAUCGGCUCUAAAUACAUUUUUUCAACAGCAGCGAAGCAUCUAAACCACAUACAGCUUGCUCUUAGGAAAUGGUAAUGGAAGCACAACCAUCACCACAAAGCGUUGGUCGCGAAUUCGUGCGCCAAUACUACACCCUUUUAAAUAAGGCGCCGGAUCACCUCCACCGCUUCUAUAAUAACUAUUCGAGUUUUGUACAUGGUGGCUUGGACUCGAAGAACCAGGAAGCAACACUAGUCAUCGGUCAAAAGCAAAUUCAUAACAAGAUACAACAGUUGAAUUUCCGCGAUUGCCAUGCCAAGAUCAGUCAGGUUGAUUCACAGGCUACCCUCGGCAAUGGAGUGGUUGUGCAGGUGACGGGUGAACUGUCCAACGAUGGUCAACCUAUGCGUCGGUUCACCCAAACAUUUGUACUGGCGGCGCAAUCGCCUAAGAAGUAUUAUGUCCAUAAUGACAUAUUUCGCUACCAGGACGUAUACUCUGACGAUGAGCUUGACGAGAACGAACGCUCCGGUGGUGAAGAUGAAGGCGAAGUCGAGAGCAAUGUUGUUGCAGAGCAUCAAAAUGUUGCUUCUCCUGCUGGUGUGGCCCAAGACAUCGGCCAUCAAACGCAGCAACAGCAACAACCGCAACAACAACAACAGCAGCUGUAUUAUCCACCAGGUGUAGUCAGUGCUACUCCAGCUGGACUAAUUUCUAGCUAUGGUCCACCACAACAAGCUCAACAGCCGCAGCAACUCAAUGGGGUUCAUGAUGAUCUGAUGAAAACAGCUCCACCGCAAGCUAAUACCAAUAUUAUGCAAGCGUCAGGUGGCCAUCUUCCAGUUGGUGCUGUUCAUCUACAGACUCCAAUAAUGCAGCAAGUUCCCAACAUGACAACUGGACCGAUUACGGUUGAUCCGAUUCAGCACCUGACGCAACAGCAAGUGGUUCCACUUCAACAAGCGGCACAACAGUUCCAACCUCAACCGGUCCCGCAGCAAAUUCCCUCACAAUCAAUCCCGCCACAACAGCCUAUUCAACCUGUACAGAUUCCAGAACCUGAACCAAUAGCAAGUACUAUUACUAUGAGUGAACUGGAUACUGUUUUACCCUCUGUUAACGAUCCUACUCCUGCUGAAGCAAGUGAUUCUCUUGAUCUGCACCACAUGGGCCAUGGAUCAUCGGAUUUAAUUGAUCAGCACCAAGCACAGGUUGCACCAUUACAGCAACAGAUUUCUAAUGAACCAAAAACCUACGCGAAUCUGGUAAAAUCCGGUGGAACAGGCGUCACCGGAACUGGCCCGUUAAGUUUUGCUUCUAUUUCAUCCCACCAUCACCAUCAGCAAACACAACACCAUCAACAAGGUUACAGCAAUGCAACAACCGGCCGACAGUCUGCCUUAUCCCCGCCACCGUCAUCUUCACUGCAAACCACUAGCUCUGUUAAUAGUGGGCCUGGUAGCAACAGCAACUUAGGUCUUGGUGGCAAUAAGUACGAUCGUCAGCCUCAGCAGGAUCUGAGUGGACAGAACGCUCCAAUGCCACAACGUGUACCGAAUCAACAGAGACCUAUUCGUGGCAAUGGUCCUUCCAGUGGUGGAAGUGGACCAAGUUCUCUUAGACAGCAGGACAGUCGUCCUAGUUAUCAGCGAAAUUACAAUAAUGAUAACGAUGAGCGUCGACAGAGUAGCAAUGCUCAGUUUGGUGAUAACCACCAGCUCUUCCUGGGUAACAUUCCACAUCACGCCACAGAAGAAGAGCUGAAAACGUUGUUCAGUAAGUAUGGCACCGUUGUUGAUUUGCGCAUACACUCAAAGCCCGGUCAAAAGAUGCCAGGGGUUCGAGCUACACCCAACUAUGGUUUCCUAACGUACGAGGAUCCAGCUUCUGUACAGAAUUGUCUUUCAAAUAUGCCUCUGUACUUCCCGGAGAAUUCUCCUGACGGUCAGAAGUUAAACGUGGAAGAAAAGAAGACACGAAUGCGCGGACCAGGCGAAACGGGUGGUCGAAUCGGUAGUAACAAUCUUGGGGGAAAUGGAGGCAAUGGACCUCGCGGUGGUGGCCCAGGCGGCCCAGGUAAUCAGCAGCGAGGAGGUCUUGGUGGUCCACCAGGUAGUAUGAAUCGUGGUGGUUCUGGUCAACGUGGACUAGGUGGAGUAGGUGGCGGAAGUACACGGGGUGGAUAUCAACGUUCCGAGAGAAGCAGCGUGUCCGGCGCUGGACAACGGUCCGGAAAUGGAAACUAUCAUCAGUUGAACCGCUAAAUAUCGUUUCCCGAUUAUUUUUGCAAAAGGCAAACACAUAAAAAAAACUCACGCUUUAGGAGCAGUGCGUCAGAAACAUAAAAAAAUCGCGCUAAUUUUAGCGAAAAACGAUAGUCGAACCCGUUCAAUAUGUGAAAGUUAGCUCUAAUACAAAACUUAGUAUGUACUACUACAUAAUAAUUGAAUAUGACUUAAGCAAAGGGGAACCCCAAUUAAUCAUGUAACAUGAACUUGGAGUAAAGUUGACAACAAAACGCGUAAUUUGUUUUAGCCGAUUCAGAACGAAACAGAAACACAAUAAUUUAAAUCUAGAAAAAAACAAGAAAAAAUGAGACAAAUUGAAGUAUGGCUUAGUAUGUACACUACUAGGCAAUAUUUAGCACUUUUUGAAAGCAAACAAAUGCUUAUACGAGAUAGAUUUUUUUAAUUAAAAAAAAUGCUUUAACGGAACUUUAAGAAACUACCAUUUACUUUUAUUUAAGGUAUAGAGAAACAAACAUAUUCCAAUACAAACAGAACACAAUAUGUGAUCCGUUACUACCCGUAUGGAACGAGAUAUCAAGGAACAGCAACCAAAAUAA